Knipowitschia caucasica is the source of this 282-nucleotide messenger RNA. The record is from the annotation of a GenBank genome assembly. NCBI's taxonomy places the organism in Eukaryota, Metazoa, Chordata, Actinopteri, Gobiiformes, Gobiidae.
AUGUACAAGAGUUCAACAGCCUCCAUAAUUAUUGACUGCGAAGACAAGACUUUGCUUCCAGAAUUAGAAGAAUGGCCAUUGUCAUCUCCUGAGGAAGACUUUACACCCCACAUUUGUCAUUUGUGUUGCUGCCCUGAGUCGAUGAAAAUCUCUGCCAGAGGAAGACUCCAGUUCCUUCAACCUGGGCCCCUGAAGCGUGACUGUCUACUGGGCGUCCCACCGCAGCAGGCUCUUAUGACGCUGUCCUGUUGGGAGGCACGGGGGGAGGGGGGCGACCCGUGA